Molecule: messenger RNA, 2005 nt
Organism: Beta vulgaris subsp. vulgaris (sugar beet)
Lineage: Eukaryota; Viridiplantae; Streptophyta; Magnoliopsida; Caryophyllales; Amaranthaceae
Product: ferrochelatase-1, chloroplastic
Exons: 9
Coding region: 244-1713 (489 amino acids)
Biological process (GO): heme biosynthetic process
Molecular function (GO): protoporphyrin ferrochelatase activity
Source: RefSeq, a predicted model, not a curated record
AUGUAGACGCUAACCAGUAAGGCAGUAACCACCAUUGUUGGAACACGUACCACUCUUCUCUUUUUAAUUCUCUCUUUAUUCUUCCUUCAUUCAUCGACGUUGCUCCUAAUAUGUUUAUUAUAUACUACUAACUUGUAAUAUUAUUUUAUAUACCCAUCAAAAUCCCUAAAAAUUCCUCGUUUCAACAGCCUAAACUGCCAAUUUACAGGCUUCUGGAUUUCUGGGUAUCUCAUAAUUGACGCCAUGGAUGCAACCACAAGCUCUGCCAUGUUUUCGCAGAUAAGAGUAUCAUCUCCCUCACUUCGAAAUUUCAGAACUAGAUUCUUUCAGUCAUGCCCACAAACGAGAGCUCACAUGCCUCCUUGUAGAUAUACAUGUAGCCGAUGUAGGCAUUCUUCAAUGGGUUCAUAUGCACUAUUGCCUUCCAACCUUGUUGAAAUUCAAAGCAGCAACAUCAGUGGAUUUUCUUAUUGUCAACCAGAGAAGAAAAGACUUGGAGUGGGGAAAACUUUUUGUUCUGCUGCUAUACAGACAAGCACAUGCGACGAGAACUUGGCUAUAGCUCCUUCACAUGUUGCAGAGGAAAAGAUUGGGGUGCUUCUUUUGAAUUUAGGAGGACCCGAAACUCUUAAUGAUGUCCAACCGUUCUUGUUUAAUCUAUUUGCUGACCCAGACAUCAUUCGCCUUCCUAUGUUGUUCCGUUUUCUGCAAAGACCUCUAGCUCAAUUGAUUUCUAAGCUUAGAGCCCCUAAAAGCAAAGAAGGAUAUGCUUCUAUAGGAGGGGGUUCACCAUUGCGAAAGAUAACUGACGAGCAGGCAAAUGUACUUAAGUUGGCCUUGGAAGCAAAGAAAAAGAACGUAUCUGUCUACGUUGCCAUGAGGUACUGGUACCCGUUUACAGAGGAGGCAGUUCAGCAGAUAAAGAAAGACAAGGUCACAAGGCUUGUCGUUCUUCCUCUCUAUCCUCAGUUUUCUAUAUCUACAACAGGUUCUAGCCUCCGCGUUCUCGAAAACAUUUUCAGGAAGGAUGCAUAUCUAUCUCACCUUCCCAUCGCUAUCAUCCAGUCCUGGUACCAGCGAGAAGGUUAUGUCAAGUCCAUGGCUGACUUGAUUGAGAAAGAGCUGCAGUCUUUUUCCAUGCCAGAUGAGGUUAUGAUAUUCUUCAGUGCUCAUGGGGUGCCAGUAAGUUAUGUGGAAAACGCUGGAGAUCCAUACAAAGAUCAGAUGGAGGAUUGCAUUUUUUUAAUUAUGAGAGAAUUAAAAUCUAGAGGAAUCAACAAUGAUCAUACACUUGCUUACCAGAGUCGGGUUGGUCCAGUGCAAUGGCUGAAACCUUAUACUGAUGAAGUUCUUGUUGAGCUUGGCGAAAAAGGAGUCAAGAGUCUGCUAGCUGUUCCUGUGAGCUUUGUGAGUGAGCACAUUGAGACACUUGAAGAGAUCGAUAUGGAGUACAAGGAAUUGGCGCUUGAAUCUGGCAUUGAGAACUGGGGUCGUGUUCCUGCUCUUAACUGCAAUUCUUCUUUCAUCAAUGAUCUAGCUGAUGCUGUAGCUGAAGCUCUUCCUUCAGCAACUGCAAUGUCAACUAGCACAGCUGAAGAAGUUGAUAAUGAUCCAGUCAAGUAUUUCAUAAAAUUGUUUUUUGGUUCACUGUUGGCCUUCGUCCUGCUUUUGUCCCCGAAAAUGAUUUUCGCAUUUAAGAACAGCCUUUUGUAAAAAUAGAUGGUAGUGUUCACCAGAUUUUGAAGAUAUACACAAAAUAGACUGAAAAAUCACACUAGAAUGGAUAGAGGAACACAAUUCGCCACGUAACAUGUAGAAUUACUCCAAGAGUAUACAACUUUGUGUGUACUAAUUUGUAGUUUUUGGAUUGCGAUUCACAAGGGAUUUAAUGAAUUAGGUAACACCAAAUAGCUUGUAUUCUUCUUUUUUAUUUUGUCGUCCAUGGAUGAAGGUUAUGAAAAUACCUUAAGUAUUGCCUGAAAGUAUAUUCAGAGGCGUUGUGCCA